AUAUGAUAUCUACUUUCUUUCCCUUUUAAUUCACCUAAUCUUUCUAUUAUUCUCCUUUCUAUUAUUAUACACAUAUAAAUAACACGAAAUUAGCUAGGUAUUUCAUUUAUUUCAACAAAUUACAACUUCAAAAAAAAUAAAGAUGGUGAAGGAUAAGAAAGAGAAAAUUGAUUUACUAUCAUCUUCACAUUCAUCAUCUACUUCUUCUUCUUAUGGUUGUGAGAUUGGUGACCCGUCAUCGUCGUCGUCAUCGUUAUCAUCAUUACCAUAUUCCGAUGUUGAUGAUAUUGUAGAAAAGCUAAAUGAUGAUGCUCAAUGUCGUUUGAGAUUUGUUGAUGCAGGGGAGGUCGACUCUUUGGGGGAGGUUGACAAUGGUGGCAUGCACUGGAAAGAAGUCGAACAACGGUUCGACCGGAUUGCCUUUUUUGCUUCUCAUGGCCAUGACGAUCACGAGUCUGUUCCUACGAUUGAUGCCUCACAUUUUGGUUAUUGCAUAGGCAUGCAACAAAGUGCACAAUUUGCUGAUGAACUUGUACAAGUACUAAAGGGAAGAAAGAACCACACCACCAGACUCACCAAAAGAGAACUCCAUGGCUAUUGGCGUCGCCUCGCAAAUCCUUCUCAUGAUUCCUUAAUACAAAUCUUAUUUGACAUGUGCGAUAAAGACAUGGAUGGAAGAAUUACCAAAGAAGAUUUAAAACAGAUGAUAAUGUUAAGUAGUUGUACUAAUAAAAUGGGCAUGAAGCAAGAGGAAGCAGAGCAUUUUGGUUCCAUGAUUAUGCAAGAAGCUGAUACUCAACAAAAGGGCUACAUUGAGGUCUAUGAGCUAAAGGAUCUCCUCAAAACAGUCUUAACAAAAGAAUACCUGUCAAAAGAACAGAAAUUGACAGAGUCGUCGUCCUCCACAACUUCAACCUCUAAUAACCACCAAGAUUAUAUGCAUCGACAACAACAACACAAUAACGCUACAAUCAAGUCUAUGCCAGAGAUCUUAAUCAGAACGUAUUGGCGGCGAGCCUGGGUGGUAACACUAUGGCUGGUGAUAUGCAUUAGUCUAUUUACAUGGAAAUUUAUACAGUAUAAACAUAGAGCUGCCUUUCAAGUUAUGGGAUAUUGUCUAAGUACGGCUAAAGGUGCUGCUGAAACUCUAAAGUUGAAUAUGGCUCUAAUACUUUUACCAGUUUGUCGAAACUUGGUUACUUGGCUUAGGAGGACCCCUCGAGUUAGCAACAUUGUUCCUUUUAAUGAUACUAUCAACUUUCAUAAGCUAAUUGCAGGAGGCAUAGUGAUAGGAGUGAUCUUACAUGGAGGUACUCAUCUUGCCUGUGACUUGCCAAGAAUAACAGCAAGUAAUCCACUAGUUUUUCAAAGAACAUUUGGUAGCACAUUUGGGAACCAACAACCCUCAUAUUUGCAAGUAUUAUGCACAACUGAAGUUUCAACUGGGAUUGCCAUGCUCAUUCUCAUGUCCAUUGCCUUUUCUCUAGCAACAAGGAUGCCUCGCCGCCAAUCUCCGUCGUUGCCUCAGCCUAUUCGCAGUGUGACGGGCUACAACACAUUUUGGUACUCCCAUCACCUCCUCGUCGUCGUCUACAUUUUGCUCAUCAUCCACUCUAUGUUCCUCUUCCUUGUCACCAGUUUUGCCGAAAAAACGACAUGGAUGUACCUGGCAAUUCCGAUGUUACUAUAUUCUGGUGAACGAAUCUAUCGAAGCAUAAGGUCAGAGAUUCAUGAAGUUAAUGUUCUUCAGGCCAAUAUGUACCCUGGAAAAGUCCUACAUUUGAAGUUAUCCAAGCCAACAACAUUCACAUAUAGUAGUGGCAUGUAUACAUUUAUCAAGUGUCCCCAAGUUUCGCCUUUGGAAUGGCACCCUUUUUCUUUAACAUCCGGACCAAAUGAUAACCAUCUAAGCAUUCAUGUUAGAACCCUUGGAGAUUGGAGUUAUCAAAUUCACAACCUAUUCCACGAGCAGGCAAUGAUGUCAAAAUCGUUCGAUUAUCCAAAGGUAUACAUCGACGGUCCAUACGGAGCAGCUUCUCAAGAUCAUGUUAAGUAUGAAGUGGUUGUUCUAGUUGGCCUUGGCAUAGGAGUAACACCUUUCAUCAGUGUUCUUAAAGACAUUGGAGAUAGGCUUCAAAAACCACCUUCUAAUCAUGUAAAUGACGUAGAUUCAAUAGAAGGUCCUUUAAAGGCCUAUCUUUAUUGGGUUACUAGGGAACAUGGUUCUUUAGGGUGGUUCAAAGAUGCCAUGAAUGAAAUCUCUCAAAACAACCAAAAACAGAAAGUGAUAGAGAUGCACAACUUCCUUACUAGUGUAUAUCAAAGUGGGGAUGCAAGAUCAAUCCUUCUAAGCAUUAUUCAAGCCUUGUACUUGGUGAAAAGUGGCCUUGAUGUCUUUUCUCAAACUCAGGCACAAACUCAUUUUUCUCGGCCUAAUUGGUUCAAAAUAUUCUCAAACUUGGCUCGUAGACAUACUGGUUUACGUAUAGGGGUAUUCUACUGUGGCUCAAUGAAGUUGGCAAGGGAGCUAGAGGGUUUGUGCACCAAAUUCUCUACCAAAACCACAACUAGAUUUGUCUUCCACAAAGAAAAUUACUAGAUCUUUUUUUCAAUUUUCCUUGUGAGUUAGUAUAGGCUGAUCUUACCAAAUCCAAAAGUGGGUGGUAGGAGAAUUUUGAUACGCCAAAUAAUUUGUUCAAUUAGCAAAAUAAUUGGUUUAGGGUAAUUGGGAAUAUCUAAGAGAAUGUGGGUUGUGUAAAUUAUGUAUAGGUAAUUGGCAAAAGUUAUGUACUUCGUACUACGGAGUACUACAUUCAUGAACUCGAAAUAUCAAUUUUGUAUUGGAGAAUAAAAACAGUCGACUCGUGAUAAAAUAAAUUCUCAAAAAUCUUUU
Molecule: messenger RNA, 2893 nt
Organism: Spinacia oleracea (spinach)
Lineage: Eukaryota; Viridiplantae; Streptophyta; Magnoliopsida; Caryophyllales; Amaranthaceae
Product: respiratory burst oxidase homolog protein A
Exons: 15
Coding region: 143-2599 (818 amino acids)
Cellular component (GO): plasma membrane
Molecular function (GO): NAD(P)H oxidase H2O2-forming activity; calcium ion binding; peroxidase activity
Source: RefSeq, a predicted model, not a curated record